Molecule: messenger RNA, 2184 nt
Organism: Mesorhabditis belari
Lineage: Eukaryota; Metazoa; Nematoda; Chromadorea; Rhabditida; Rhabditidae
Source: the annotation of a GenBank genome assembly
AUGACCGCAUUUGAAGAGCUGGCUGUGAUUCCAGAGUUGGGCGAAGCGGUUGCCGAGAUCGGCUGGGAAUUGCCGACCCCAAUCCAGUCAGAAGCAAUCCCAGCAAUCCUUGGUGGCGGAGACGUUCUUAUUGCAGCAGAGACGGGAAGUGGAAAGACUGGAGCAUUUUGCCUUCCGGUGGCACAAAUCGUCUGGGAAAAACGAAAAGAAGUUUUGGAGCCUCAUUCAGGCACUGAUUGUAAAGAAUGGAAGUUGAACGUGAUGGAUCGAGACGGGGGCUUGGCUGUGGACAGAAGCGGGAUGGUGUGUGAAAGUCGAGCGCAGAAGAUUUGGAAUGGAUCACGAUGUCGAGGCGGCGUUCACUCUAAGGGCAAGUAUUACUUCGAAGUGAAGAUCGAGAACGACGGAUUGUGUCGCAUUGGAUGGUCUACUCUUUCAGCUACUCGUCAAUUGGGUACCGAUGAUAAAUCGUACGGUUUUGGCGGAACUGGAAAGAAGAGCCACAUGAAGCGAUUCGAAGAUUACGGAGAGUCUUUCACUGUGAACGAUGUUCUUGGCUGUUACCUUGAUUUGGACAACUUAAACAUUUGGUGGUCAAAAAAUGGCAAGCAAUAUCCAGUAGCGUACAGUAUCCCACCAAAGAUGCGUGAUCCAGCAAACGCUCUCCAUCCGUCUGUUCUCCUCCAGUGUUCGGCUUUGCACUUGAAUUUCGGUGAAACUUCAUUCGCUUUCCCGCCCGGAGGUUCGUUUGUCGGCGUUUCUCAGGCUUCUUCUGAUUGUCAAUCUUGGUACUCUGAGGAUCUGUCUCAAUUGGCUCGGAUCGACUUAUCGAAUGCUCCACUUUGUGUGGUUCUUGAGCCGACUCGUGAACUUGUCGAGCAAACCCACAACAACUUGGUUCUCUUUGGGAAAAAGCUGACAAAUCCGCCAAUCCGGUCCCGUCUUCUGGCAUCCGGAGUGCCAAUUAAGCAAAUUUUAACAGAGAUUGAGGAUGGCGCUGAUAUUGUAACAGGUACUGCAUCUCGAAUUCUCGAUCUUGUGGAAAAUGACGCAUUGUCGGUGCAGGGAUUACAAUUUAUUGUCAUUGAUGAGGCGGACCACAUUUUGGGCGAUAGAGCAAUGGCAAGUGUUCUCAACCGUUUGAUGGAGAAGCUUCCAAGAAUGGCGUCCGAUGGAUCUCGACUACAGGUCAUUGUUUGCUCUGCAACGUUGCGAAACGCUAGCGUGCAAAGAUUCGCGGAUCAUUACAUGCACUUCCCACAAUGGAUCGAUUUGAAGGGAAUGGUUAGUGUUGCGGAGACGGUGCACCAUGUCGUUUGCCCUGUCGAUGCAGAAGCAGAUAAACAAUGGAUCAGGAUCAUGCACACGAAAAAUCGCUUGGAGGAUGAUUUUAUACACAGGGAUGAUGAGAUUCGUCCCGGAACGCGACACAAAGAAACGCUUUCAUUGGGAACAAAAAUUCUCAAAGGAAUUUAUGUUCUUCGUGCCAUCGAAGCGUUGAACAUGGUUCAGGCUAUCAUUUUUUGUCGAACGAAACAACAAUGUGAUCAACUGGAAACCUACUUGAAUCAGAAUGGUAAACAAUCGACAUGUUUGCAUGGUGAUCGAGCUCCACAAGAACGAUCUCGAGCGUUGGCUUCUUUUAAGAGUGGAGAAACGGCUUUCCUCAUUUGUACAGAUGUGGCCGCUCGUGGUAUUGAUGUCAGCGGAAUUCCUUUUGUUAUCAACGUUACGCUUCCCGAUGACAAAGCUGUCUACGUUCAUCGAAUUGGUCGAGUUGGCAGAGCUGAGAGAAUGGGAUUAUCAAUUUCAUUGGUUUCGACGCACGAAGAAAAGGUUUGGUACCACAAAUGUGCCACAAAAGGCGUUGGCUGUCACAAGACACGCGACAUAAAGGAAAAUGGAUGCACAAUUUGGUACAAUGAACCGAAACUUCUUGCGGAGGUUGAAGAACACCUCGGCGUGACGAUUGGUCACGUCAAUUCAGAUUUUCAAAUACCGACCGAUGAGUUUGAGGGACGAAUCAUUUAUGGAGCGAAGAGAACGCAAAGUGUCACAUUUGAGGGGCACGCUCGUUCAUUGGCGGCUUCGGUUGGUCAAUUGAGCGAUUUGGAGAGAUCUCUACAGAAUGCCUAUCUUCUCUCCGUCACCGCGCACUACGAAAAAAUUGCGAAAACCGUAAAG